CUCAUCAUGAGCAGCUCCGCGCGGCUCUGUGCUGGAUCGCCCUUCACUUCGCGCUACAGCAUUCAGCACCGCAGUGUGCAGCCCGAGCGCACACACACACACACUCUCUCUCUCUCACACACACACACACACACACAUACUCCUGCUAGAGGUCGCUCCGCCGUUCUGCUGGCCGCGGGCAGUAUGCGCCGGGCCGCCGCGCAGGGGUUCUGAGGGCCCGGCUGAAUCCCCCUGAUCGGCCUGGCAGCUUCUCUCGCACCGCCAUCGCCGCUGCACGGAGACGGAGCGUUUAAGUCGCACGAAGAAAGUCACGUCUAAGGCGACACUGACAGAGACUCGAACAUGGCUACUCCAACCCGCCCAUCGCCGGAAGAAGCGUCCCCAACACCCCAGCACCGCAUUCGCCAGGUAAGUUCAGACCAGGAGGACAGAGCGGAUCAAGUGACCACCAUGUUGCGUAAGUCCGACAGCAACACCAGCUUCCUGCGGGCUGCACGGGCAGGGAACCUGGAGAAGGUGCUGGAGUACCUGAAGGGAGGUGUGGACAUCAGCACCUGCAACCAGAACGGGCUGAAUGCGCUGCACCUGGCCGCUAAGGAGGGCCACGCGGAGCUGGUCGAGGAACUGCUGGAGAGGGGCGCGGCCGUGGACUCAGCCACCAAGAAGGGAAACACAGCGCUGCAUAUUGCCUCCCUGGCAGGGCAGCAGGAGGUGGCCAAAUUGCUGGUGAAGCGCGGAGCCGAUGUCAACGCACAGUCUCAGAAUGGCUUCACUCCGCUGUACAUGGCAGCCCAGGAGAAUCACCUGGACGUGGUGUAUUACCUGCUGGAGAACGGAGGAAACCAGAGCACAGCCACUGAGGACGGCUUCACUCCCCUGGCCAUUGCUUUGCAGCAAGGCCAUAACCAGGUGGUGUCUCUGCUGCUGGAGAAGGACACCAAGGGCAAAGUGCGUCUGCCUGCGCUGCACAUCGCCGCCCGCAAGGACGACACCAAGGCCGCCGCGCUGCUGCUGCAGAACGACCACAACGCCGACGUGCAGUCCAAGAUGAUGGUUAACAGGACUACUGAGAAUGGAAAGAGUGGCUUCACGCCGCUGCACAUUGCUGCUCACUAUGGGAAUGUGAAUGUUUCCACGCUGCUGCUGAAUCGCGGGGCGGCUGUGGACUUCACUGCCAGGAACGGCAUCACCCCCCUGCACGUCGCCUCCAAGCGCGGAAAUACCAACAUGGUGGCCCUGCUGCUGGACCGCGGCGCGCAGAUCGAUGCCAAGACGCGGGACGGCCUGACCCCCCUGCACUGCGCUGCGAGGAGCGGCCACCACCACACUGUGGAGCUGCUGCUGGAGAGACAGGCUCCCCUGCUGGCCAGAACCAAGAACGGUCUGUCCCCGCUGCACAUGUCUGCGCAGGGCGACCAUGUUGACUGCAUCAAGCACCUGCUGCAGCACAAGGCGCCUGUUGAUGACGUCACGCUGGACUACCUGACUGCGCUGCAUGUGGCUGCGCACUGCGGCCACCACAGAGUCAGCAAGCUGCUGCUGGACCAGAGGGCCAACCCCAACGCCCGCGCCCUGAACGGCUUCACUCCGCUCCACAUCGCCUGCAAGAAGAACAGGGUGAAGGUGAUGGAGCUGCUGGUGAAGUACGGCGCAGUGAUCCAGGCCAUCACUGAGUCUGGACUCACUCCCAUCCACGUCGCCGCCUUCAUGGGCCACCUGAACAUCGUCCUGCUACUGCUGCAGAACGGAGCCUCACCCGACAUCCGCAACAUCAGAGGGGAGAGCGCUCUGCACAUGGCGGCUCGAGCGGGACAGACAGAGGUGGUGCGCUGCCUGCUGAGGAACGGAGCACUGGUGGAUGCCAGAGCCAGAGAGGAUCAGACGGCGCUGCACAUCGCCUCCCGCCUGGGGAAGGCCGACAUCGUGCAGCUUCUGCUGCAGCACGUUGCUCAUCCCGACGCCGCCACCAGCAACGGCUACACCCCCCUGCACAUCUCCGCCCGGGAGGGUCAGCUGGGCGUCGCCUCCGUGCUGCUGGAGGCGGGGGCCUCCCUCUCCCUCCCCACCAAGAAAGGAUUCACUCCACUGCACGUGGCUGCAAAGUACGGAAGCCUGGAUGUGGCAAAACUCCUCCUACAGCGCCGUGCUCCUCCAGACGCAGCGGGCAAGAACGGGCUCACCCCACUCCACGUCGCUACGCACUACGACAGCCAGGAGGUGGCGCUCCUGCUCCUGGACAAAGGGGCGUCCCCCCACACGACGGCAAAGAACGGCUACACGCCCCUCCACAUCGCCGCCAGGAGGAAGCAGAUGGGCGUGGCGGAGGCGCUGCUGCAGCGGGGCGCGGACGCGGCCGCUCCCACCCGGCAGGGCGUGGCCCCGCUGCACCUGGCGUCUCAGGAGGGUCACGGCGACAUGGCAACCCUGCUGCUGCAGAACGGAGCGCAGGUCAACACGCCCACCCAGAGCGGACUCACCUGCCUGCAUCUCGCAGCCCAGGAGGACAAGCUGAGCGUGGCGGAAAUACUGAGAGAGCACCACGCCCACACCGAGCAGCAGACCAAGCUGGGUUACACUCCUCUCAUAGUGGCCUGUCACUACGGAAACGUGAAAAUGGUCAACUUCCUGCUGCAGCACGGUGCCAAUGUGAACGCCAAAACCAAGAGCGGAUACACACCCCUGCACCAGGCAGCCCAGCAGGGAAACACUCACAUCAUCAACCUGCUGCUGCAGCAUGGAGCCAAAGCCAACACUGUCACUGUGAACGGAAACACAGCUCUGGACAUUGCCCGCCGCCUCGGCUACAUCUCUGUGGUCGACACCCUGAAGGUCGUCACCGAGGAAGUCAUCACCACAACAACCACGGUGACAGAGAAACACAAGUUGAAUGUCCCAGAGACUAUGACAGAGAUUCUGGAUGUGUCUGAUGAGGAAGGUGAGGACACCAUGACGGGGGAUGGGGGUGAGUACCUGCGGGCGGAGGACCUGCGGGAGCUGGGGGAUGACUCGCUCCCCGGACAGUACCUGGGAAUGAACUACCUGCGUUUCAGCCUGGAGGGGGUGCGGUCCGACAGCCUGCGGUCCUUCAGUUCGGACAGGUCCCACCCCACGCCGAGGCACAGCGGGUACCCCCAGAGGGACGGGGUGCUAAUCGAGGACAUGGUCAGCAGCCAGCAGAUGGUGACACUCUCUGUGGAGAAGGACUCAUACCGUCUGAGCUGGGGCACGGAGAACCUGGACAACAUAGCCCUGUCCUCCAGCGCAAUGCACUCUGGACGCUCCUCUCCCUGCCUUGAUCAGGACAACAGCAGCUUCCUCGUCAGCUUCAUGGUGGACGCCAGGGGCGGAGCCAUGCGGGGGUGUCGGCACAACGGGCUGCGCAUCAUCGUCCCGCCGCGCAAGUGCUCCGCCCCCACGCGCGUGACCUGCCGGCUGGUGAAGCGGCACCGCGUGGCCUGCAUGCCUCCCCUGGUGGACGGGGACGGCCUGGCCAGCCGCCUGGCCGAGCUGGGGCCCGCCGGAGCACAGUUCCUGGGGAAGCUGCACCUGCCGGCGGCCCCUCCCCCUCUAAAUGAGGGUGAGAGUUUGGUCAGCCGUAUCCUGCAGCUAGGACCUCCAGGGACCCGAUUCCUGGGGCCCGUGGUGGUGGAGAUCCCGCACUUCGCGGCUCUGCGGGGGGCGGAGCGGGAGCUGGUGGUGCUGCGCAGUGAGACGGGGGAGAGCUGGAAGGAGCAUCACUGUGAGCACACCCAGGAGGACCUCAACCAGAUCCUCAACGGCAUGGACGAAGAGCUGGACACUGCGGAGGAGCUGGAGAGGAAGCGCAUCUGCCGCAUCGUCACUCGAGAUUUCCCACAAUACUUUGCGGUGGUGUCACGGAUCAAGCAGGACAGCAGCCUGAUUGGGCCGGAGGGCGGGGUGCUGAGCAGCAGCGUGGUUCCGCAGGUGCAGGUGGUCUUCCCGGAGGGCGCUCUCACCAAGCGGAUCCGCGUGGGCCUGCAGGCCCAACCCAUUGAAGUGGAGCUGGUGAGGAGGAUUCUGGGUAACAAGGCCACGUUCGGGCCUAUCGUUACCCUGGAGCCCCGGAGGAGGAAGUUCCACAAACCCAUCACCAUGACCAUACCCAUCCCCAAGAGCUCAGCCAAUGAGGUGCUGGCAAGUGGGUAUGGAGACACGCCCACUCUGCGCUUACUCUGCAGCAUCACUGGCGGCACCACUCCUGCCCAAUGGGAAGACAUCACAGGAACCACGCCCCUCACGUUCACCAAUGAGUGUGUGUCUUUCACAACAAACGUUUCUGCAAGGUUCUGGCUGGUAGACUGUCGGCAGAUGCAGGAGGCGGCGAGUUUCUCCUCGCAGGUGUACAGGGAGGUCAUCUGCGUCCCCUACAUGGCCAAAUUCGUCAUCUUCGCCAAAACGCUGGACCCCGUCGAGGCACGGCUGCGCUGCUUCUGCAUGACCGACGACAAGGUGGACAAAACGCUGGAGCAGCAGGAGCACUUCACCGAGGUGGCGCGCAGCCGCGACGUGGAGGUGCUGGAGGGGAAGCCCAUCUAUGCAGACUGCUUUGGAAACCUGCUGCCUCUGACCAAGAGUGGCCAGCACCACCUCUUCAGCUUCUUCGCUUUCAAGGAGAACCGGCUGGCCCUUUUCAUCAAAGUUCGAGACAGCACUCAGGAGCCAUGUGGCCGCUUGUCCUUCACCAAGGAGCCCAGGUCCUACCGAAGCUCCGCCCACAACGCCAUCUGUAACCUGAACAUCACGCUGCCUGCGUAUUCAAAGGAGUGUGACUCUGACCAGGAGCCAGAUGAGGAGACUGAGAAGACACAUGAAAAAUCAGAGGCAGAGGAUAGCAUGGACAGCAGAGAGGAGCGACUGGCCAUCAUUGCCGAUCACCUGGGCUUCAGCUGGACCGAGCUGGCACAGGAGCUGGAGUUUAGUGAAGACUGGAUCCAGCAGAUAAAAAGGGAGAAUCCCAACUCCCUGCGGGAGCAGAGUCACGCCCUGCUGCGGCUGUGGGCGGGGCGGGAGGCAGAGUCUGCCACAGAGGACAGUCUGGUUAAGGGACUCAGCAGAAUAAACCGCAUGGACAUCGUGCAUCUGAUGGAAAUAAGAAUGGCCGAGUCUGCUGCAGAGCGCAGGUGGGCCUAUGCAGACAUGCAGAAGACAGUCUCUCUGGACCACAGUGAAGGCUUCUUUGCGCUGCAGGAUGAUGGCAUGGACAGCCCCCGGAUGGCACGGCAUGGGUCCCACAGACCCCCUGCUGCCUCUGAGGAGGACCUGUCUGUGUCGUCCCUCCACGAGACCCCCCUCCGAGCAGAGCCCCACGUACACAGCGUCCGGGAGCAGGAGCAGCGGCAGCCUCACACACACAGGGAGUCACACGUGUACCUCAGGAGGGUACUGACAGCAGAGAGCGCGGAGGGUGACCGGGUGUUGUGUUGCAGUGGAGCGGCCCUGGAAGAUGAAGAUGACGAUGAAGAGGUUGGAAUGGAGCUGAGAAAUGUGAGCGCUGGCCAACAUUCUGAGGCCAUGCUGGACAUACCCCCCCAGACAGUCACAGAGGAGCAGUACGUGGACAAGCACGGGAACAUGGUGGUGAAGAAGGUGACCAGGAAGGUGGUCCGUCGGUUCGUAUCGGCGGACGGGGCAGAGCUGCAGGAGGCUUCUGUGGAGGCACCUGAGCAGGAGGCGGUCAGGGUGGAGGCAGGAGACGGCUACUCCAAAGUCCUGAAGAGGAUGGUGCUGAGGAGUGAGGGCGAUCAGUCAGAGGUGACCUUCACUGAGACCCUGCCAUUGGCCGCAGAGGUGGGGCGCAGGGUCAGACAGGUGACCAGGACCUCGAUGGUGGAGGGGGAGAGGGUGGAGAAGCACCUGGGAGACCCCACCCUCGCCACUGACCUCCCCUCUGCCAAAGACGACUUCCAACAGGACUCGGCUGCGCAGCGCCCGCAGGCGGAGGAGGACAGCACAGAAGGAUGCUGAGGGGAGGCAGGUGCAGGAGUGUGUGGAGGCGGCACCCGAAGCCCUGCAGCCCGACAGCCUCCAGCGGAGCCUACAGCAGCUGCUCCAGCUCUGCAGCACCCAGGACAGGAAGUGACACGCUCACGCCGCGCAUAUGCAAUCCCACAAUGCACUUCACCCCACUACUGUCUUCCCUACUCAACACACUGGAGCUCUCGUUUCCAUGGUGACUUGCAGGACACUUGUUUUAAUCUUAUGUUCUCUUUCUGUGUGUAGAUCCUUUUCCUCUAAGUUCCUGUUUUGCUCAUUUUGUGACCAAAGAUGGUUCUUUUAGCUGUUGGGUGAUUUACUUGUUUACUGGUUGUUUUUUGCUGCUGUGGUGGAAAAAUGAAUCCUUCUGAAAUGGCCCUGGAACAGCACCCUACAGCAGACCGGCUCACCCUCAGACCUCUCUCUGAAACAGCACCCUACAGCUGACCGGCUCACCCUCAGACCUCUCUCUGAAACAGCACCCUACAGCAGACCGGCUCACCCUCAGACCUCUCUCUGAAACAGCACCCUACAGCAGACCGGCUCACCCUCAGACCUCUCUCUGAAACAGCACCCUACAGCUGACCGGCUCACCCUCAGACCUCUCUCUGAAACAGCACCCUACAGCAGACCGGCUCACCCUCAGACCUCUCUCUGAAACAGCACCCUACAGCUGACCGGCUCACCCUCAGACCUCUCUCUGAAACAGCACCCUACAGCUGACCGGCUCACCCUCAGACCUCUCUCUGAAACAGCACCCUACAGCAGACCGGCUCACCCUCAGACCUCUCUCUGAAACAGCACCCUACAGCAGACUGACUCACCCAGACGAUACUUCUGAACAUCUGAGCAUGAACAUUCUCACUGCCCAUCAUAAACACACCCUGUCUGCUUCCCUCCAGGGUCCCUCUGAUCGUGGGAUCCACAUUUACAUACAUUUAGAGGAAGGAGAAAAGUUUUCAACUUUCAGAUGCAACAGCCGAUCGUGUAUGAACACUGUACAACAACGAUGAACUCAGUUCUGCACAAACUGAAGGAGAGCCGAUGUGGAAACCUGCCGUACUGCUAAAGGAUUCAUUGUGUAACAAGUAAGCAUGCACCAGGGUAACUCCGUAAUCUCACAACAGUGUUUUUCACUGAAAGCUCUGUGAUCACUAAAUGACACAAAAAGAAAGUAGAUACAUUUGACUGGAGUUGAUGAAUGCCUAAUUUAUCUGUGGGAACAGUUUAAGGAGAGAGGACACCCAUUGCAAGACUCAGGGGGUCCUGAUACAUGUGGCAAAGCAUAUCAAUGCCAGACUUUUCUUUGACUUAAAAUCCUAUGAAGAGAAGAUGAAACAAAGUAAUGAAGUGAUGAAGUGAUGCUGACGGAGGACUCUCUGUCCUGCUGUCUGUCCAACUCAUCUCUCUCUCGGUCACGCCAGUUCUUUCCAGAAUUUAAAGGGUAACUAUCCUGUCUGUGUGUGUGUGUGUGUGUGUGAGUGCACAUGAGCGUGUGUGUGUGUGUUCAAUGUUCCAGCUCUGAGCACUCUUUUCUCACUUUGUUGUUUUGAGUGUUUUUCUCACCGAAAAGGAAGAGGAAGGAUAUUUUAGUUUGAAGUUUUAUUACCUUGUUUUAAAAUCAUUGAGGAAAGAUCCAGUAGAGAGGCCUGUACACCUGCUCCCUCUUUCAGGGGUUUCUCGGUGGAUGUCUGACUAGAGUUUUUGCAGGAUGAAGUCCCUGCUUUUGUGUGGAAUGCCUGUUGGGAGGGAGAGUGAGAUGGAAGUUCUGUGUCCAGAUCCUGCUGUUAAAUAUCCAUGUAGCUUAAGUUUUCCGCUUUAAAUACGCUGUGUCUGACAUUAUAAUAGCCAGAAUCCAACAUCACCCCCUUCCUCUCUCUAACUGUAGAGCUCGCCUGUUAGGACACUGUGUUUAAGCUUCACAGCUUUAAGGCUGUUCAGAGUAAGGAGUAAAGCUGGAGACCCCAUGCUGAGGGUCGUGUACAGAGGAACCUCAGGCAUGACCCCGCAGCUGUGCUGACAGCUGCCUCUCCUGGUGUCAGAUAAUGGAGGCAUGUGUGGCUGUGCCUCUCUUUCACUCUCCUUCCUUUGCAUGUGAGAGUGUGUGUGUGCGUGUGUGUGUGUGUGUGUGUGUGCGUGUGUGUGUGCAUGUGAACAGAAGGAACUGUAAUAGGGACAUGUACGAAGCCCCUCCUUGGCCGCUGGCCUCCGGAACCAUCUCCAAACGAUGAAAACGAUUUUUAAAAAUCCCCCUCAGCACAGGAACAAGGUUCCCCUGCAGGGGCGUGUCCAGUGGCAGGGUCAAAGGUCAAAGUGUCAGUGGGAUUAUUUAUGAUUGCAAUGCAGACAGUAUCUCCUAUAUGUAACAAUGUAAUGGUUUUCACUUUGCUGUUAACUUUGAGUGUAAUCAGAAGAGACUGAAGGGCUCCUGCAAGCUGUGAGGAGAAAACCUUCAAAAAAUCAGUUUGUUUCCAUGGUGAUGACAAUUAUAUGCGUUAUAUACAAAUAUUUAUGGGGGCAUGUAUUAGUUAUUAAAAGACCUAAAAACCAAUAACACUAAUAUUU
Messenger RNA from Megalops cyprinoides (Indo-Pacific tarpon), 8559 nucleotides. RefSeq names its product ankyrin-2-like. Bases 343 to 5985 code for a protein of 1880 amino acids. The transcript is spliced from 49 exons. Gene Ontology annotation, molecular function: protein binding. Gene Ontology annotation, cellular component: T-tubule. Gene Ontology annotation, biological process: signal transduction; protein localization to T-tubule; regulation of cardiac muscle contraction. The record is from RefSeq and is a predicted model, not a curated record. Lineage: Eukaryota; Metazoa; Chordata; Actinopteri; Elopiformes; Megalopidae.